Messenger RNA from Elaeis guineensis (African oil palm), 1000 nucleotides. Its product is annotated as pentatricopeptide repeat-containing protein At5g66520. Gene Ontology annotation, molecular function: RNA binding; protein binding. NCBI's taxonomy places the organism in Eukaryota, Viridiplantae, Streptophyta, Magnoliopsida, Arecales, Arecaceae. Gene Ontology annotation, biological process: RNA modification. The record is from RefSeq and is a predicted model, not a curated record.
CCCAACGCUCGCCACGUCCCCCUCCCCCUCUUUUUUGGCUCUCUCUGUCUGCCUGGCCGGCGAGCGCACUACACCGAUGUCUACAAAUGGAACCCCAUGAUCGCCGGCCAUGCCAACCAGGGCUUCCCCGACUCCACCGUCGCAUUCUAUUUCUGCAUGCGGGCCACCCGAGCCCCGCCGAACACAUACAACUUCGCCCUCCUUGUGAAGGCUUGCAUCCAUGGUGGUGAUACUAGAAAGCUCAUCGGCUUAGGAAAGGAAGUCCAUGGCCAAAUUCUCAAGUGUGGAGUGGAGGACGUAAUUGUUGUUAAGAAUUCCCUUUUGAAUAUGUACUGCGCUAUGGGCCGCUUGGCAGAGGCUCGCCUUUUGUUUGAUAAGAGCUGGCACUUGGAUUUGAUCUCCUGGAAUACUUUGAUCUCGGCUUAUGGGAAGAAUGGAGAUGUGGUGACUGCAGGGGAUCUGUUUGAAAGAAUGCCUGAGAGAAGUCUGGUUUCUUGGAGUGCCAUGAUUGAUGGGUAUGUGAGGAAUGAGGAUUUCUCCAUGGCCUUGAGGUUGUUUCAUGAGAUGCAGGAUGAGAGGAUGAAGCCUGAUGUGGUGACUUUGGUGAGUGUUUUGAAGGCUUGCACUCGGUUGGGUGUGCUCGAUCAGGGACGCAGGAUCCACCACUACAUUGACAGGAAUGGUCUUGACCUUGCGAGGGAGGGCAAUGUGAUACUUGAGACUGCUCUAGUGGAUAUGUAUCAUAAAUGUGGGUGUAUGGAUGAAGCUUGGAAGGUAUUUGAUGGCGUCCGCGGCGGGGAUGAUGUGUUGUGGAAUGCGAUGAUUGGUGGGCUUGCAAUGCAUGGCCAUGGAGAGCGUGCGCUCCAGCUAUUUGGAAUGAUGAAGGAGAGGGGGAUAAUACCAAAUGAGUCAACGUUCGUUGGAGCUCUAUGUGCUUGCACCCAUGCCGGAAUGGUUGAUGAUGGGAAGAAGAUAUUUGAGUCCAUGAGAUAUUUUUAAA